AGUGAUCAGUGGUUCAUUCCGUAAAAGUUUUCUUCUCUUUUCGCAGUUUGCUUUUAUUGAGGCAAAAUUGUUGCAAAAUUGCUUUGAUCAGCAAGCGCGCGCGGUUGAUAUUUGGGAACCCGAUUAUCUCUACGUUGGCUAUGGCGAAAUUGAUUCUCUGGCCCUCCUCGUCUCUUUUUUUUUGCUCAGUGUGUUUGUCGUCAAGUCGAGUUGAACGAAUUGACGUGAUGAUUUGCAACUGAGAAAAUGUCAUCGCGAGGAAGCAAACGAGCUUGCGUCGUCGUCCUCGGGGACAUCGGCCGAAGCCCUCGCAUGCAGUACCACUCGUUGUCCCUGGCCAAGGAGGGCAUCAACGUCGACCUCGUCGGCUACCAAGGGUCGGUGCCCAUCAAAGAGCUGACCCAGAACUCGUCCAUCCAACUCCACUUCAUACAACCUUGCCCUAAUUUCAGAAAAUAUUUGCCUGGUUUGUGUGCCUACGUCCUGAAGGCUCUCUGGCAGGCUGUCACCCUGUUGCUGGCCCUCAUCUGGGUGCGACUGAGUGAAGGUCGAUGCUCCCACCUACUGAUGCAGAACCCUCCGUCGGUGCCAACUCUCGGGGUGUGCUGGAUCUUCUGCCGAAUUGUCAACCCCAAGUGUCGAUUCAUCAUCGACUGGCACAACUACGGAUACUCGGUCAUGGCAGCUGCGGCUCUUUCCAAUAAAAAAGAGGAAAUGACAGAGAAGAACCUCCCCAUCCUGCCGAAAAUUACAUACUGGUUGGAGGGGUGGUUCGGACAGCGAGCCGACGCUGGCCUCUGCGUCACCAGGGCCAUGAAGGAGGAUCUUUUGGAAAGAUGGGGUGUUCGGGUAAUCACUUUAUAUGAUCGACCGCCAAUGCAUUUCCAGCCUAUUGCAAAACCAGUGGAUGUUCUGGCAGAAUUGUCCCAGCAUUACAGUGACCUUGGCACUGCUUUGAAUGUCCAAGAUGACCGGCCUGUUGCAAUUUUAGUGUCCAGUACGAGCUGGACGGAGGACGAAGACUUUAAUAUUCUCUUGGACGCGCUCCAGGAGUACGAAGAUGCACGAAGCCAAGAUCCUGACUCGUACCCAUUUUUGGUCUGCGCCAUCACAGGCAAAGGGCCUUUGAAGGAAUUUUACAAAGCAGCAAUUGCCAAAAAGGAGUGGAUUAAUGUCAAGGUUGUCACUCCUUGGCUGCAAGCGGAGGAUUACCCAAAACUUUUGGGCUGUGCAAAUUUGGGUGUCAGUCUGCACACUUCGACCAGCGGGCUCGACCUGCCAAUGAAAGUGGUCGACAUGUUCGGCUGUGGACUUCCUGUUCUGGCUUACGACUUUAAAUGCUUGGGAGAACUUGUUAAAGAGGGGAAGACUGGUAAGGUGUUCACGGAUUCAUCCGAAUUGGCGAAACAACUGCUCGACUGGCUGAGAGGAUUUCCCAGUGACCUGAAGCAGCAGCAGUUGCACAAAUCAUUCCGAGAUAAUAUCAAAAAGUGGGCACAACUGCGCUGGGACCAAAACUGGAAGACUUCGGCUGCUCCGAUUUUUACUUACGAUGAUUGAUAUUUGAAUUUAAAUAAUUGCUGGGAUUUUGUCAAAUGUUGUUAUUAUAUUUUCACAAUAUACAGAAUAAUUAAGAAUUCAAUAUUUCAUUUGUCUCGAA
Messenger RNA from Neocloeon triangulifer, 1660 nucleotides. RefSeq names its product chitobiosyldiphosphodolichol beta-mannosyltransferase (gene Alg1). Gene Ontology annotation, cellular component: endoplasmic reticulum. Bases 247 to 1560 code for a protein of 437 amino acids. The record is from RefSeq and is a predicted model, not a curated record. Gene Ontology annotation, molecular function: mannosyltransferase activity. NCBI's taxonomy places the organism in Eukaryota, Metazoa, Arthropoda, Insecta, Ephemeroptera, Baetidae. The transcript has 8 exons.